Pseudophryne corroboree (corroboree frog) is the source of this 1164-nucleotide messenger RNA. Its product is annotated as olfactory receptor 6N1-like. Gene Ontology annotation, cellular component: plasma membrane. The coding region runs from base 1 to 1164 and encodes 387 amino acids. NCBI's taxonomy places the organism in Eukaryota, Metazoa, Chordata, Amphibia, Anura, Myobatrachidae. The transcript is spliced from 3 exons. The record is from RefSeq and is a predicted model, not a curated record. Gene Ontology annotation, molecular function: G protein-coupled receptor activity; olfactory receptor activity. Gene Ontology annotation, biological process: G protein-coupled receptor signaling pathway; detection of chemical stimulus involved in sensory perception of smell.
AUGACAGCCAGAAGAAUUCAGCAAACAAGAGUAUCUAAAGCAGUGGCAUACAGUGCCACCAGGACAAUAUGUCUGGGUGAGACUGGACAUACCGUAUCCGCAGAAACUUCCACUGAAGAUGUUAAGGUUCUUGCCAAGGACUAUCAGGAACUGACAAUGGUGUCAAAGCCACGAGAAAUAUCCAUACCUGAGUCCCCUGUUAAGGAAGAACAAAUUCAAUCAUCUGGUUCUUCCAAUCUGACUUUAACCCCUGUGACCGAAUUCAUCAUCUAUGGAUUCCCGAGUCUUCAGAACUACCAGACUUUGCUUUAUUGUGUAUUUCUUUUUAUCUACCUCUUCUCCCUCACUGGUAAUGGCAUCAUCUUCCUCCUGGUCAUUCUGGACCAAAGGCUACAGACUCCAAUGUAUUUCUUUGUCAGCAAUUUGUCUUUCCUAGAUAUGAGCUACACCUCGGUCACCAUCCCGAAGAUGUUGGCAAAGUUCUCGAUGCACCUUGAUACCAUUUCCUACACCGCCUGCUUUGUGCAGAUGUAUAUGUUCCUGUCUUUAGGAGCAUCAGAGUGUUUACUUCUGACCGUAAUGGCCUAUGAUCGAUAUCUUGCCAUAUGCUCUCCUUUACAUUAUCAUACAAUUAUGACAAAGAGAUUAUACAUAAUUCUAUCAGUGGCAGCAUGGUCUGGGGGAUUUAUUUCUCCAGUACCUCUCUUAAUCUUAGCCCUGAACAUACAUUUUUGUGGUCCUAAUAUCAUACACCAUUACUACUGUGAUCACCCACCAUUGCUGCAGCUGGCUUGCACCAACACAUCCCUCAACGUCGCAGUUGGGUCCUUGUCUGCGGCCUUUAUUAUUUUGAUAAGUUUUACCCUUGUUCUAAUUUCUUACUUUAAAAUAUUAAUAACAAUCCUCAAGAUAAAAUCCAAUGCUGGACGCAGGAAAACAUUUUCUACAUGCGCUUCCCACUUCACAGUGGUAAAUAUAUUCUUCCUACCAAUUAUAUUCAUGUACAUUCGGCCAAUGGCAUCCUACUCCUCAGAUGUGGACUCUGUAGUGGCCAUGCUUUAUACAGUAUCAACAUCAGUGAUGAAUCCCAUCAUAUACAGCCUGAGAAAUAAAGACAUAAAGGUUGCUUUUAGAAAAAAAAUAAACUGCAUACGUUUCAGAUAG